Molecule: messenger RNA, 1105 nt
Organism: Diabrotica balteata
Lineage: Eukaryota; Metazoa; Arthropoda; Insecta; Coleoptera; Chrysomelidae
Source: the annotation of a GenBank genome assembly
AAAUAGUGUAAAUUUAAUGUCAAUGUCAAGAAUAAUUAACCAAGAUAAUAUACAUAUAAUGUGCUGUAUUCAGCUGUAGAAUAUUCCAGUAUUACUUCGUUUUUGUUUCUAUGGCGGUGUCGUAUCAAUCGACUUUUCGGGACAGCGGUGUUUGCCAAAAUAACUACCAUAACAACAUUCAGGUUAGACUCUUAGAGAACCCUGUGAUAAAAGCCUUCCUGUCUGGAUCAUGUUCAGGUGUCAUCAGCACAGUUUUAUUGCAACCUUUAGAUGUUGUAAAGACCCGCCUCCAAAAUCCUCCAGCUGCACUUAGAAAUCAGCCAAAUGGACUACAAAUCAUACCUAUAGUUUCUAAUGUAAUAAAACACGAGCAGAUAGGAGGACUAUGGAAGGGCACCACACCGGCAUUAUUGAGAGCAGUGCCGGGAAUAGGAUUGUAUUUCUGCUGUUUAGAAUACGUAAAGACCCAUUUCUUCAAGAAGAAGGCUCCCACAGCCUCAGAAUCGAUACUGAUAGGUAUUAUUGCAAGAGGUAUGGCCGGAGCCACUCUAAUGCCGAUGACAGUUGUCAAAACGAGAAUCGAGAGCGGAGUGUACCAAUACAGCGGCGUUAUGGUAGCACUACAAGAUAUAUUUCACCACGAAGGUAUUAAAGGUUUAACGAGGGGACUGGUGCCGACCAUUUUCCGGGACGCCCCCUACGCCGGAAUCUAUUUCAUGUUUUACAAUCAAUCAAAAUCACUCAUACCAAAAGAUAUUUAUUCCACAUACACAUCACCUGUUAAUUUUGCUUGCGCUGUGAUAUCCAGCACAUUGGCAUCACUAGUUACCCAGCCACCUGAUGUUUUUAAGACACAGUUGCAGCUGCAUCCAGAAAAAUUCAACAGUUUACGGUCUGUGAUGAUUCAUGUUUAUGUUAAACAUGGCUUCUUAGGGUAUUUUCAAGGUAUUGUUCCUAGACUGAUGAGGCGCACAUUGGUGGCGGCGAUUUCGUGGACUUUGUAUGAAAAAGUUAUGCAAAGUAACAAACAAAAAAAGUAUUAAAUUAAUUUUAAGGUUUUUGUAAAUGUAUUUAAAAUGUAAAUAAAAAUUGUUAUAUUUAUUUU